AAAAUCUCGUUCUCUUUCACGGUUGUUAUAGUACCUGAAGUCUUUUAUGCGGUAUAGAAACAUUUCGUCAAUCCUUUAAGAAUGGUGUCUUUCAAAUUUCUGAUUCUAAUUACGUUGGCAUUACAAAAUUUUUGCGAAGCCUUGCCGCAAUACAAAGCAGGAUGUACGUUUAAUCUGGACACGAGUUCUCCGUCGAACCCGCCCCAUUUGAUCGACCCCAAUAACAACAUCAUCUUGCCGGUGAUGGUCGGGUCUUCCCGGGUGAUUACUUUGAACACGGACGAUAAAGUGGCGGUCGGCUGCCUUGGUCCAGGCAACUACAUCAGAGCCACUGGGAUGCAGCUGGCCCCCGCCACCUGCACUGCCACCUCAAAGCUGCUCCUAGUCGACGGCCAGGAGCUCUCCUACUCCCAGCUGGGCUGCCUGAGUCAGAACAAGGAGAUCCUGCUGGAGAACGGCACCUGCGCCAAUGGACCAGGCACCGUCAUCAGGAUUGGCUGGCAGGCCGGCCCGGAAUUCAUUCCGCUCUACGACACCUGCCACGACAAAGCAGCGGCCGCCAAUUAUUUCUCGACACAUAUCAUCCACGGAAAAUCGGCCGCCGCCGACGACACGUCCAACGAAAGGCCGUCGUUCAGCCAGGGCGGAUAUUUCCCCGGUCUGGAUGUCAACACGGCCUACAGCCAAGCCGGACAGACGGAAACCAUCGCCGGAAUCGUCGGCUCGGCCAGUCUGGCCGCCCAGUACGUCGUCAGCGGCAGCCAAAUCUUCUUGUCUAGGGGACACAUGGCACCUGACGGCGAUUUCAUCGACGCCGGAAGUCAGGACGCCACUUAUUACUUCCUGAACACGGCCCCGCAAUGGCAAAAUUUCAACGGCGCCAACUGGAACGUUUUGGAAAAUGCACUUAGAGAUUUGGCGGUCAGCCGGGACGUGAAAUUGACCGUCUACACCGGGGUUUUCGGGAUCUGCACUUUGGCGGACGUGAACGGAGUCCAGCAGCCGAUUUAUUUGGCGUUCGACGAGAACAACAACGGACUGAUUCCCGUACCCAAAUAUUACUGGAAAUUGAUUCACGAUCCCGUUUCGAAUACGGCAACGGCCGUGCUGGGCAUCAACAACCCUCACAACCCGGUCGGGCCGGCGGACGUCAUCUGCCCGGACGUGUGCGACCAGGUGCCGUGGGUCACUUGGGCCCUGACGGACACCUAUAAGGGCUACACCUUUUGCUGCACGGCAGCCGAAUUGUUCAAAGCCAUCGAUUACGCUCCCAACUUGGACGUACCCCUCUUCGUUUAACAUCGCAUAUCAAAUUAUCAGCAACAAAGUUUAAGGCUUGAAUUUUCUUGGCUGGCAAUUUUUUAACGAGAUUUAAAAUUCAAUUUUCUUAUCUUUUUAUAUGCAUAAUACAUCAUUUUAAAUCAAUAA
Messenger RNA from Daphnia pulicaria, 1428 nucleotides. RefSeq lists its product as uncharacterized. Gene Ontology annotation, cellular component: nucleus; mitochondrial inner membrane. The record is from RefSeq and is a predicted model, not a curated record. Gene Ontology annotation, molecular function: metal ion binding; single-stranded DNA endonuclease activity; nucleic acid binding. Lineage: Eukaryota; Metazoa; Arthropoda; Branchiopoda; Diplostraca; Daphniidae. The transcript is spliced from 3 exons. Gene Ontology annotation, biological process: apoptotic DNA fragmentation. Bases 82 to 1299 code for a protein of 405 amino acids.